Conger conger (European conger) is the source of this 1385-nucleotide messenger RNA. RefSeq names its product jumonji domain containing 8 (gene jmjd8). The transcript has 10 exons. The record is from RefSeq and is a predicted model, not a curated record. Bases 248 to 1069 code for a protein of 273 amino acids. Gene Ontology annotation, cellular component: cytoplasm. Lineage: Eukaryota; Metazoa; Chordata; Actinopteri; Anguilliformes; Congridae.
CACUUAAUUUCUGAAGCAGGUAGUUCGUUUUCCAUAGUUUUGGUAGUUUAGUGAUUAGUCACCCACGUUUCUGUACAGCCAGUUAAAAACGUGAUGUUUCAAAGUAUUUUAUCGUGUGGGCAUGUCGUAGUGUUUUCCCUGUUAAAAUAAGUUUCCAUCAAUCAACCAAUCAAUACAUUUUGAUUGGGAAAUAAGAAGCAGCAUAAACGAUGCGAGAAGAGGCAAAUGCACCUGUCUCCAAUGAAAGAUGGAAUGUAAUCCCGUGAUUCCAGUGGUUUAUAUCCUUUUGCUGUGCCUACCGGUUACAAGGCUGUGUCCAGAUGGUCAGAACUUGGUAUCCGACAGCGAUGGAGGGUGGACUGUAGAUCCAGACCAUACUUUGACUGACGAGGGACCAUGCAAUGUUGACAUCUGGGACGAGUCCCUGACGUAUGCACAGUUCAUCCAACAAUAUGCCUACUCCAAGCCAGUUAUUCUGAGAGGGUUGUCUGAUAACACGAAAUUCCGAUUCCUGUGCUCCAAGGCCAAUCUGUUGCGGAAUUAUGGAGAGAAGCUGGUGAGACUCAGCACUGCCAACACCUACUCUUACCAGAAAGUGGAUGUCCCAUUCCAAGAGUUUGUGGAACAUCUGCUGAGACCCCAGGCACUGGACGCCUUGGGCAGCGAUACCCUGUACUUCUUUGGAGACAACAACUUCACGGAGUGGCAAUUACUGUUUGAGCACUACCAGGCUCCCCGCUACCUUCUCCCACGCACCAGUGGGGCAUACAGCUUUGGCAUUGCAGGUCCUGGAACUGGGGUACCCUUUCAUUGGCAUGGCCCUGGAUACUCUGAAGUAAUUUAUGGCAGAAAGCGCUGGUUUCUGUACCCACCUGACAAAGGGCCUGACUUUCACCCCAACCGCACCACCCUGUCCUGGGUCAGAGACACUUACCCCUCCCUUCCACCAGAGGAGAGACCCAUAGAGUGCACCAUACGGCCUGGGGAGGUGCUGUACUUCCCAGACCACUGGUGGCAUGCCACCCUAAACCUGGACACCAGCAUCUUCAUCUCUACCUUCCUGGGCUGACUUCCCAGGAACUGGAACACAAACCAGGCCAGGCCAGGGAUAGAGGAGGAACCAGGAAGGAUAGGGCAAGAGGACGCACUGUCCUGUUUAUGAAAGCAAGUGUAGUAUCUCAACUCCAAAUAGUUAGUAAACUGCUACUAAAUCGCAACUCAAUUGACAGAUUUUGUGUUUUUGAUUUUGUUGAAUACAAAUCUAUAUUUAUGGCCUCCAGCACAAACCGCCUAGCCAAAAUCUCAACUCAACGAUCCAAUCAAUUGUAUGUCCUUAUCGAACCAUAAGAAGAACUUGCGCUAUUAAGAGAAUAAAAUAUUUAUGA